Aphanomyces astaci is the source of this 1127-nucleotide messenger RNA. RefSeq names its product translation elongation factor Tu. Bases 234 to 1082 code for a protein of 282 amino acids. Gene Ontology annotation, biological process: translational elongation. Gene Ontology annotation, molecular function: GTP binding; translation elongation factor activity; GTPase activity. The record is from RefSeq and is a predicted model, not a curated record. Lineage: Eukaryota; Oomycota; Saprolegniomycetes; Saprolegniales; Verrucalvaceae. The transcript has 2 exons.
UGCAUCUUACGAGUGUUACAUUAUUCUCUCGAUUCGACAACCAACUUCCACGGUCGUGCUGUGGGUGCACCAAAUUUUUCUUUCCCGUCGACGUAGUUUAACACGGAGAAAUCACCCCCAAAGAACGUACUGUACCCCCACCAUGCGUUUCUUUACGGGGGACUUGACUUUGGACUGGGGGCCAAUUGUGCGCACACUCUUGUCAUUCUUGAAUUGACUCGUUCCAGCCCACCAUGGCCUUCCGCGUUUGCACCAUUGGCCAACUCGGCCACGGCAAGACCACAUUGAAAACCGCCCUCGCCCAAUCCCAGUCCAACACCGCGGCCCCCCUGGACAAGAACGGGAUCGUGUACGACGCCACUCGCGUGCAGUACCAAACCCCCACCCGCCAGUACGACCAUGUCGACUUUGCCGGGCCGAGCGACGCCACCAAGUACUUCAUCACGCAGGGCUCCGCUCUCAACGCGGUCAUCCUCGUCGUGUCUGCGACGGAGGGGCCAACGCAGCAAACUCGCGACCAACUCCUUUUGGCGAAACAGGUGGGCUUGAAGUCGAUCGUGCUGCUGCUUAACAAGACCGACUUGAUCGACGACGACGCAGUGCUGGAUUUGGUGGAAGACGAAGUCCGCGAACUGGUGAUUGAAUAUGACUUCGUUGGGGCCGAUAUGCCCGUCGUGCGCGGAUCGGCGCUCAAGGCGGCCCAAGGCACCGACAAGAGCACUGUGGCUGCGCUGCUCCAAAGUCUGGAUGCCUUUCCUCAACGCAACAACGAACAAAUCACGUCCCCCAACGUUAGCUUCAAGUUUGAAGCGCUAGUGUACCUCCGCACCACGGCAGAAGGCGGCCGCCGCACCCCGUUUUACCAAGGCUACAUUCCCCGUCUCAACUUUCCAGUUGUCGGCAAGACGAUCUUGGGCAAAAUCGAGUUUACGGGUGGAGUCACUUCGGGCAACGCGGGAGCCGUGAUCACUUUGAAAGUCACUCUCGAUGAAGGCAUCAACUUGUCGGCCAAAACGACCAGGUUUUCCAUCCAAGAAGGCGGACUUGACAUUGGACAUGGGGUCGUCACCCGAGUCGGUUAGGGUCUCGAACCACUCUUACUCGUGUAAAACAUGUCUGAGCCUUGA